AUGCCGGUAGAUCAGCGUUUACCAGUACUAAUCCACGACAGGAAUUCGAUAGCAGUUCCUGAUGAGUUUCGGUGCCCUGUGGUAGCCUUCAUACGCGCAGUUUGCACUAUGGCCUAUUGCACACCGAUCGAUGUAUUCGGUAUUGCAUUUCUGAAAACUGUGGUUGAUUCGCAAGAAAGUGGCAAGGUGGAGAACGACAUUCUCAUAUCUGUUUUAAAAAGUGAAGCUCGAUUUGAUGUUCAGGACAUCCAUGAAAGUGUAAAAACAACAAAAGUGCCAAUCAUUGUCCGAGAUCUUCACAUGACGAGUCCAGCCAAUCCCCUCAGGAUCAAGAGAAUAACCUCGAUCAGGACGAAGAAACUACGCUACGGAUAG
This is a messenger RNA of Cooperia oncophora, 375 nucleotides long. Lineage: Eukaryota; Metazoa; Nematoda; Chromadorea; Rhabditida; Trichostrongylidae. The record is from the annotation of a GenBank genome assembly.